CCACCACAGAGAGAACCAGCUGGCCGAGAAUGAGAGCGGUGCUCAUCCACAGCUCCUCCUCUUCCUCCUCGUCCUCCGCCAUCUCCCCCCAAACUCCGGCCCCCCAUCACCACCUCCACCGUCAAUCCCGGCCCUCCAAGACCUCUCUGCCGAGGCAACUGCCGGUCCCGCCUCCUCACCCGGUCUCCGCUGCCCACCCCCAUCCUCACUCCACCUUUCGAUGGGACAACCUCUCCCCUCCUCCCCUCGCUCCCGACCUCCGCUCCUCCGCAGACGUCGCCUCCAGGAUCGCUGGAGACGGCCGGCUCGAGGAACUUCCUGCGAUAAUGGACGGCGUGAUUGAGUCAGGACCGGAGGCUUCGCGUUUCCUUACGGCAUUGAAUAUGGACAUGGUGGAGAUGGGAUUGUGCCGGGGGCUGAGGGAGGGGAAAUUGUGGAGCUUCAUCGAAGUGUUGAGGAGAUUCGAGAAGCUCGGUGUGGAGCCGAUGAAGCUUGUUGGUAAGAAUGUUGUGAGUUUGGUAGGAAGAGAGUGUCGCCGAUUGCUGGAAUGUGGUGACAUCAGGGGGCUUGUUCAGGUGAUGGAGACUCUCUCUGGCUUUCAGUUUCCAAUUAGGGAGCUAGUCAAGCCAUUUGAAGUAAUCAGAGUCUGCAUUGAUCAGAGGAGUCCAGUUCUGGCUGUAAGGUAUGCAUGCACUCUUCCACAUGCACAGAUAUUGUUCUGCUCUAUUAUGAAUGAUUUUGGAAAGAAAGGGGAUCUGGUUUCUGCUCUAAAAGCAUACGAAGCACUGAAGCAAACAACCAUAGGCCCUAAUAUGUUUGUCUACCGUACAAUAAUUGAUGUUUGUGGUUUCUGUGAAGACUCUGUGAAGUCUAGGUACAUUUACGAGGACUUGCUUAAUCAGAAGGUCACUCCAAAUAUUUAUGUUUUCAACAGCCUCAUGAAUGUCAAUGCCCAUGACUUGACCUAUACUUUGCACAUAUACAAUGAUAUGCGGAAUCUAAAUGUCAAGGCGGACAUGGCAUCCUAUAAUAUUCUGUUGAAGGCAUGCUGUCUAGCUGGAAGAGUUGAUUUGGCCCGAGACAUAUACCGGGAAGUGCAGGAUUUGGAGUCAGCAGGAGCAUUAAAGUUGGAUGUCUUCACUUACAGCACAAUUAUCAAGGUCUUUGCAGAUGCAAAGAUGUGGCAAAUGGCACUAAAGACUAAGGAUGACAUGCUAUCUGCUGGUGUUACUCCUAAUACAGUUACAUGGUCAUCAUUGAUCAGUGCCUGUGCAAAUGCAGGUCUCGUAGAGCAGUCAAUUCAAUUAUAUGAAGAGAUGCUGCAAGCUGGUUGUGAACCAAAUUCACAGUGCUGCAACACACUUUUACAUGCUUGUGUUGAGGCUUGUCAGUAUGAUAGGGCUUUCCGACUAGUCCAAGCCUGGAAGGAUAGUAACACCAGCAAGACUUUGAGUGGAGAUAGAGAGAGCAUUACAGAGGAAGUGUUGGAAACUGAAGAAACUAGUGAAUCUUCCUUAAGUUCUCCACAGCAUAUUUCUCCUUUGCAUCAUGCGAGCUUUCUUAAAACUUUUCGAUUUGCCCCCACAAUUACAACCUACAAUAUCCUGAUGAAGGCCUGUGGAACUGACUUUUUCCGAGCAAAGGCUUUGAUGGAGGAAAUGAGGUCUGUUGGUCUCACCCCUAAUCAAAUAAGCUGGUCCAUUUUAAUCGAUGUUUGUGGAGGCUCGGGGAAUGUGGAGGGAGCAGUACAGAUCUUGAAAUCAAUGCGUGUUGCCAAAGUUAAACCUGAUGUAAUUGCAUACACAACAGCCAUCAAGGUCUGUGUGGAAAGCAAACGUCUGAAGUUAGCUUUCUCAUUAUUUGAUGAGAUGAAGAGGUGCCAAGUGCAGCCAAAUUUGGUGACAUAUAAUACACUGCUAAGGGCCCAUAGCAGAUACGGUUCAUUAGACGAAGUGCAGCAGUGCCUAGCCAUAUAUCAGGACAUGCGGAAAGCAGGGUACAAAUCCAACGAUUAUUAUCUCAAGCAAUUGAUUGAGGAAUGGUGUGAAGGAGUGAUACAAGGUAAUAAUCGAAAAAUGCAAGAGUACACUUUGUCUGAAGAAACUGAACUGAGCGGGUCUCAGAGUCUUCUCCUUGAAAAGGUUGCGGUGAACUUGCAGAAGAGUGUAGCCGAAAGCCUCGCAGUUGAUCUGCAGGGACUGACAAAGGUUGAAGCUCGGAUUGUUGUUUUAGCAGUGUUACGGAUGAUCAAGGAAAACUACAUUUUUGGUAAUUCAGUUCAAGAUGACAUCUCGAUCAUACUAGGAGUCAGCAAACCAAAUGCAAAUAGAAAUCCUGAGGUCAAAGAUGCUGUAAUUAGACUACUGCAAGACGAACUGGGGCUCGAGGUUCUCGUUGUAGGACCCAAACUGGAAAGGACUCCGGCCAGUUCACCUAUCGAGAUGGAGAGCUCAACCAGGAGACCAGCUAUUCUCCAGAGGCUGAAGGUUAGGAAGAAAUCAUUGCAUCAGUGGUUGCAGAGAAGAGCUUUUGCACCUAGGAAAUAAAUCUGUAUAUCAUUCUCCAUUCAUUCAAUACAGAAUAAGUCUUGUUCUUCCUCUGAUAUGAGCUGUAUUAUAUAUGUAAUAUAUACCAUCUAAAGCAUAUCUAAUAAAUCGAUCAUUGCUUAA
Punica granatum (pomegranate) is the source of this 2669-nucleotide messenger RNA. The record is from RefSeq and is a predicted model, not a curated record. NCBI's taxonomy places the organism in Eukaryota, Viridiplantae, Streptophyta, Magnoliopsida, Myrtales, Lythraceae.